Molecule: messenger RNA, 7348 nt
Organism: Mercenaria mercenaria
Lineage: Eukaryota; Metazoa; Mollusca; Bivalvia; Venerida; Veneridae
Product: leucine dehydrogenase-like
Exons: 11
Coding region: 103-1737 (544 amino acids)
Biological process (GO): amino acid metabolic process
Molecular function (GO): oxidoreductase activity, acting on the CH-NH2 group of donors, NAD or NADP as acceptor
Source: RefSeq, a predicted model, not a curated record
CGUAUUUUACAACUGAAAGAAAAAUGUCAACAAACAAAAUUACAGACUGAUUUUAUUUAUCAUCAUCUUUACCUGACUGCAUCAGAAUCUUCGAUCAGAACAAUGCGCUUUGUAUUUAAGUCUAUUAAACCAUUUUUUAUCAGCUCUACUAGACGACUGUCAUUUAUUUCUUCGAUAGAUAAUCAAUCGCAAUUUGUUUGUAAACAUGAAUGUCAUGAUACCAGAGCAAAACAUUCCACCUUCAAGGCACUUAAUUCCCAAAUGCUUCAAAACGCUUCUAGACACAGGUUGAAUGCAACACUUAGUAAAGUCAGAUUUCUCAGUUCAGAUGUGUCAGUAGCCUCUUCUUGUAAACUGCAAAAUAUGUUGCCAAGUGAAUUUCAUAAAAAAUUAUUGGAUGCCAAAAUAGCACGCUGCUAUAUUGUAAAUGAGGAUGGGGAAUUAAAAUACUCGCACACAGAAUUAAAAGAACUGAUUCCAGAAUCUGAGUUAAGGUCUCUUGACUUUGAUCAUGAGGCUAUAUUUUUCUACACUGGAACCAGAGCUAAUUGCUUGAUGGCAGUGUUCAUUUGGAGGACAGACAGGGGUCAAGGGGUAGGAGGUGUUGAUUAUAGACCCAUCACUUCAAUGGCAGAGUUGAUUCUUGAUGGGAACAGAUAUUCUAAAGGACUUGGUAUUAAGUCUGCUCUUGCCGGAAUGUGGGCAGGUGGAGGUAAAGGAUUCGUGUUGGCUCCAGUAAGCAGACAGUUCGACCCAGAGUUUAGAAGAAAGGUUUUCUUGGACUUUGCAGAUUUUCUCACUUCACUUAAUGGAUGCAUGGUUGCUGGUGUUGGGGUUGGCAGCUCAGUACCUGAUAUGGCCACAAUGUUCACAGAGACUAGAUAUGUAUCGAAUAUUGCACCAGAUUAUGGAGGGUCAGUAAAUUCAUCAGUAUACACUGCAUUAGGUAUUGUGACAGCAAUGGAAGCAGCUUUAGAGUUCUUGGAGAUGGGGUCUUUAGAAGGGAAAACUGUGGCAAUACAGGGUGCAGGAAAUGUUGGUCAGGUGAUCAUAGACAAGUUGUUGAAGAAGAAUGUUAAACAUAUCUACGUCACAGAAUGUAACAGCUUAACAAUAGCUGAUGUUAAAGAUUUCUUUGCUCACAAGGCUGAGGGGAGACUGACUUUAUCCAAGGUAUCAUUUGAAGAUACAAGUAUAUUCCGUACAAAAUGUGAUAUCUUCUCACCGUGUGCUCGAGGAAAGGCAUUUGCAUGGGGGCCUGAUGGGAGCAGUCUUAAAGAGGUAUUAAAUGACACUACCAUACCAAUGUUGAAUACAAAGAUUAUCUGUGGGGCUAGUAAUUUACCAGUGCAUACAGAAGAGGACCAUAUUGCACUGAUGGAGAGAAAAAUUACCUAUGUAACUGAUGUUGUGCCAAAUAGAAUGGGUAUUGUAAGUAAGUUGUUGGAACCAUACGGAAGAAUGAGUGAUGACCCAGACCUUGCAAAACAUCUUUCCACAGAAUGGCAGCAUUCAAUUUAUCAGACUACCUUAAGAAUACUCAAAAUGGCAGCGAAGCUGAAAAUUCAUCCAGAGAAAGCGGCAUACAUUCUUGGCGAGGAACUUAGCCGAGAAGUUCACCCUCUUUAUCCUCGUAGGACGCAAAAUAUUAUUCGUGGGUUGGUGAAUUCCCGCUGGCACGAGGGUAAAGAUUUCUGGAAUGAAAGAUGGGGAUUUGAAGGGGACCAGUUGGUUUAGUGAACUGCUCAAUAAAUUGUCUGUGAGAAUAACAAUUUUCAGCAGAUCACUAUAUAGGAAAUUAAUCUCAGUUUAAAACAGAACCUGCGUAAAAAUACAGACCCAGGCUACAGUACUUGCCUAAGUAUAGAACCAGUUUGCAGCACCUGCUUGAAAUACAGACCCAGGCUACAGACUUACCUGAAAUACAGACCCAGUUUACAGUUCUAUUUGACCCGGGCAGUAGUUUUCACUUAUGUUAGUGUGUAUUGUGAUUAAACUGAAGUUACAAUGAUGAAGAUUUUUAUUGAGAUUAUUAUACAAUGUAUUUAACUUUUAAAUAAUAGUUCUUCUCAGCACUUUAGUUUAAUAUGAAAGUAGGUGCUACCUAAAAGGCAAACCUCCCAUGAAAAAUCACCAGUGCCCGUUAAAAAUUAAAGGAGUGGUGCUGGAAUUAUCUGGAAUUAUGGAUUCGUUAAGGAAGUUUAUGUUCUUUAGAUCUAUUAAAAUUAUUAAUGAUAAUUCAUGAUUUCUGAAUACAUGUUUUAGACUGAAUCAAGAUUAAUUCUCGACAUGUGAAAACUCUACAAAUAUUCUGUAUAUAAUCAAAAGAAAGUUUGGUAUAGAUUAACAUCUGCAUCAAGAUAAAGAAAAAAAAAACGUAUUUGAAUAAUUUCUGUUAUUCUUAUUAAAACGCACUGCAUCAACAAUUUUACAAAACUUAUUAUCAUACUGGAAACCAGUCACAAAAUGAUAACUGCUUCAAAUUGAAAAGCUUGAACUUUGAAAAUUUCAAACCUAACAGAAUCUCAUUAGGCCAAUAGCCAAAGGAAUUCUGUGUCUUUGCGUGUGAAUAUUGGGCAUUGAGGACUUAAUGUAAAAAGUUAAUGUUCCAAUUCCAAAUUUAAUUACAAUAGACUUUAGUUAUACAAUGUUUUCAAAACUCAUAAUAAUACAAAAAAAAAAAAAAUGAAAUAAAAAAUAAAAAUUAAAAAUAAAAUCUGGUCCAGGUGAGGUUCGAACUCACGACCUCUGAAUUACAAUGCGAACUCGCUAACCACUACACCAUUGUGGAGUUAUGACGUCAGGAGACAAACAUAAGUAUAUAUAAUAAAGUUCAGUAAUGGCAGCGUGACAAAAGUCGUUUCAAACUGAAAAUAUUGUUUUAUUUCUUUUUUUCCUCGUAGAAAAUGUAUUUAGCAUUAAUUUCUUAUUAUCAAACGCCCAUUUGCAUUUUUAUUCAAUAUUCAAAGCAGUAAGCGAGACGCUUUUGUCAACCGUAAACAGUAAGCGUCUACUGACGUCUUUACUGAUUAAUUACUAUGUGCAUAGCGUACUUGAAAAAAUCCGAACAACACCGAUUCCAAAAAGUACCACGAAUUUUCAACUCGAUAGUAUACACAGUUAGAUCUCUCUAUUCAUUUUAUUUUUCAUACGUUUAACUGUAAUGCGACGCUGUCGGCGCCGCAAAGCAGCGCCAAUAGCUCUGCUAUUACUUGUUACCACAUCCUUAUAUAAUACAUUUUAUAUUAAAUAAUUAUGAUUUGUCUGCAAGUGAAAAUAAUUAGCAUUAGUGACUUUUGUUGAAAAUUAGCCAGCCCCUAUAGUGUUCACAUUGUAGUUACUACUCAUAACCCUGGUAGAAAAGGUAUGUAAUAAAGUCGGAGAAAAACAGGCUCUUACUGAAGUUUAUUUGUGAAGUGAAAAGUGUUGACAUAGUAGGUAAAAUAAUAAUGGAUAUCGAGUCUCAUUUUUCUCCAUAGCUGGUCAAUUUUCAACCCGUAUGUUUAGAAUUAAAGCACAAUUUAUACAAAUCUGUAAUACAUAUGUACUUCAGGUGUGCACUAUUUUAAGUAGACUUGAAAGUGUUCAUAUGUUUAAACUUACGUAACUAUGUUUGUAAUGUGUAAAUGUGAAGUCACGUGUUUUCACACCGAGAAAGAAAAGAAAUAUGUGUUUGUUGUAUUUCUUUGAAUUGGACAGCCGGACUGUUCAUUCUUGAACAAGAGAUUUUACUUGCAUUUUGCUUUAUAUGAAUUAUUUCUGAAGAGAUCUGAAGUAGUUUAAUCUAAACCAACAUCAAUUAUAGAGAAAAUUCUCACAACUUUUUUAACUACUGUCAAUGACUGCCUGGAUUUCUGCCCUGUUUGAAAUUUACUUUUGUGAAUUUUGAAUAUUCAAAGAUAAACCCAUGUGACAUUGCAAGGUUAUAUUAAGUACAAAAAUGUUAACAUUUCUAAUAACAAAUUGAAAUUUACAAGUAUUUAUAUAAUUACAUUAGUAUUUCUGUAGUAAUUGACUGUUUAACUAGGUAGUAAAGUUUAUAUAGGACAUCUUCAUUCUGCUAGUUCAAUGCAGGUGUACCACCGAUAGAUUUCUUUGUUUUUUACUGUUUUUCAUACACCCUUGAAAUAACUAAUGGACAGCUGUUUUCAUGCUACUCAUUUACUAGAUAACCCUCCACAUGCAUCUUGUAAUAUCAGAAUAAAUUACUUGCAUAACAAUCUGUUUUGCAUACUUUUACAUAUUAAAAAGCAUGUCAUUAAUGGCUCACACCCAGCCAACUCUAUCAACUACACAAGUUGCACCCAAAUGCAUUAGUAGUCACACUUAAAUACAUAAUUUUCUUUGUAUGAAACAGUUCAUCAUUAAUAGCAACAGUUAAAACUGUGUUCCCUCAUUGCGUAGUAUUGAUAUUUGCUGAAACCAUCAGAAAUGGAAAAAUACUUUUUAUAUAUAGUAAUAGGUAAUUAUUUCUUAUAUAUAGUAAUAGGUAAUUAUUUCUAGUAACUACCGGUACUUGAAAAUAUUACAUUUAUGUAACUUUGCUAUCCUGUAAGAUUGUAAUGAAAAGUUCUGAAUGCUAUAAUGUGCUCAAUUAUAAGUAGCUUUUUUCUGCCAGUUUAUAUGUUCAUUGGGAAAUAUAUAUUUACCCAAAAUAGAGUGUGUAAUUUUUAAUUACAAAAUGCUGUCGUUUUUUAAAGUACUGAUUCAUAAGACUGCACUCUUACAUUUCAUAUCAACUCUUACAUUUCAUAUCAACUGCUAAAUAGUAUGCUUCAUUAGCAUUUGUGUGAAGAUACUUUAACUGAGCCGCACCAUGAGAAAACCAACGAAGUGCAUUUGUGACCAGCAUGGAUCCAGACUAGCAGUCUGGUCAGGAUCCAUGCUGAUCACUUUCAAAGCCUAUUGCAAUUAGAGAAACUGUUAGCGAACAGCAUGGAUCCUGACCAGACUUCGCGGAUGAGCAGGCUGGUCUGGAUCCAUGCUGGUCGCAAAUGCACUAUGUCGGUUUUCCCAUGGCGCGGCUCAACUACAUUUACCUAAAUCAUUUGUACAUGCUCAUGCAUUCGUCUUUAUAUAGCAUUACACUGAAGAUAACCAGAGAUCUUGUGACACGAUGGCUCAGCCACCAACUGAUAGAUGUUACAGCAUUAAAAUAUGUGUCAUACACUUAAAGAUGGAUAUUGUUACAAGUGGCAUGUAUAAUGCACUGCCCAUGUGGGGUUAUGGUCAUCUUAGUAAUGUGCUUCAAUAUUUUCAUAUAAUACAAGUUUCCAAUUACUUUUUAAAUUGUAAUUUUAUUUUUGUGUGGUAGAAGUAGUUUGUUUGAAUGUAUUUUUGCACACACUUUGUCCACCUGUCAAUAACCUUAUUUCUUGAGCAGUUUUUAUGAAACUUACACAGAAAGUUUAUAGCCACAAGAUUGCUUCAAUGACCCAAUGAAUCUGUCCAAAUUUCCUAAACAUAUCAGUAGCUAUGUUUUUGGUGCAAUCUUCUUGAAAUUUACACAUAACAUUCUUGAUCGAAAUACCUCAUACAAGUUAAUUUGAGCAGUUGCUUCAAUAACACCAGCGUUGUGAAAAUUGCUAUAUUCAACACUAUCACAAUCUUAAGUAACGACCUUGUACAAGUAUUCAGACAACGACAAGUGAUACGUAAUAGAAAGAGUAGGGGUUCACAAGAAAUAACCUCAUUAUUCGAAUGGCCCCUACGCUUUCUGUUUCGUAUCAUGGUCCGCCAGUAUGAACAACGCAUUCGGUUACUAAUUUUUAUCGACAAGUCAACAUUCCAUUUUAAGCAUUGGUACUAUCAUGUGACAAGUAUACUCUAACUGAAGUAAAGAACGGUUUCAGAAAGAGUUCAACAUUUCCCUACAGUAUUUUCUAUGUAGGCGGGACCUGAGACUUGUUCUCUAACUUAGUUAGGGUACAGCAUAUAGCAACGCCUCUUCCUCAGUUGAAGAAUAUUACAGAUAGAAGUUAACAGUUACAAUGACACUUCAGGUAAACCAUGGUUCAAUGGGACAUUAUUGCCCUCUUGUUUCAUUAAAAACUAGAUUGUUGUGGUUGGAACAAAAAUUUUGUUCAUUGUCUUAUAAGUUUAAACAUUAAUUUUGUAGAUUAAGAUAUAGGCAGCUGAUUAUGCAAGUUUUAAAUAUAUUUUAUUAAGUUUUGUACAGUUUUAUGCGCAUUUGUUUAUAUUGUUAAAUGCAUUAUUUUGUGUUUUUGUUGUUAUACAGUAAUGCUCACGUUAUCAUUAACCAGUGUAUCAGUGUAUAUAUUACUCAGUUUUCAUGUUUUUUUUAGCUCAGAUCAUUUAUUAGGAUUUAUAAUCUCCGUAUCAGCCAAUCUUCUCUGUGCCUGUAAAAAGGAUUAAAUUAUGCAAGCUCAACCACGGAGUCAUGUUGUCAAUUUAUUAUUUGACAGAAGUUGUAAUUGGUAUGGAAACUAGCAGCUCUAAAUCAUGUUGUCAAUUUAAAUUUAAUACUGGCAGAGAGCAAGUUAUAACUGGUAUGGAAACUAGGACCUCUAAAUCAAGUUGUCAAUUUAAUACUGGCAGAGAGCAAGUUACAACUGGUAUGGAAACUAGCACCUCUAAAUCAUGUUGUCAAUUUAAUACUGGCAGAGAGCAAGUUACAACUGGUAUGGAAACUAGCACCUCUAAAUCAUGUUGUCAAUUUAAUACUGGCAGAGAGCAAGUUACAACUGGUAUGGAAACUAGCACCUCUAAAUCAUGUUGUCAAUUUAAUACUGGCAGAGAGCAAGUUACAACUGGUAUGGAAACUAGCACCUCUAAAUCAUGUUGUCAAUUUAAUACUGGCAGAGAGCAAGUUAUAACUGGUAUGGAAACUAGCACCUCUAAAUCAUGUUGUCAAUUAAUACUGGCAGAGAGCAAGUUAUAACUGGUAUGGAAUUCGGGAACACCAUUUACUAGUAUGAUAGAGUUAAAAAAAGACUUAAGUAUGUGUGAUUUGAACUAGGACAGCUGACAUUCAACAAACCACUAGUUUCUAUUCAACACCUUCACCUUCCAUCUUGAACCUUCUUUCCCGUGUUAAUUAAAGUCAUAGAAAUUAUAGCAGUUUUUCGAAAAUGGGGCAGUUUUAAUAUAAUAGAUAUUACAUGAUUUUGAUGUGUUUAACACAAUUUUUCUGUAGAAAUGAAUUUAUAUUUGUGUAAAAUACAGAAUGCAGUGUCUACCAAUGAGUAAUGUAAAUGUUUCAGCAAAAAUAACUAUUUUUCUUUGUUGUUGAAAAGCAUACCAUUCCAAUUUACCACCUAGUUCUUGUUUGCGCACCAUGGUGUUUGUUUAUUGCUAAAAUAAUUAUACAAUAAAAGAAUUAACACAG